Messenger RNA from Trichomonas vaginalis G3, 743 nucleotides. RefSeq names its product protein of unknown function, DUF4106 family. NCBI's taxonomy places the organism in Eukaryota, Parabasalia, Trichomonadida, Trichomonadidae. The transcript has a single exon. The annotation marks the transcript as partial. The record is from RefSeq and is a predicted model, not a curated record.
AUGCCACGUAAGCUACGUAAGAAUAUACGUAAGAGGAAGAGAGCAUUGAAACAUCCAAUAGUAAAACUGACACCACAACAACAGUUGCAACAACAAAUGCUGAAUGACCCCACUAUGUUGCAACAAAUGUCAAGCAAUCCUAUGCUUUUAAACCGAGUUCUUGGUGCACAGAGUGGAGGUUUAAGAGCGGCACUUUUAGCGAAAAUGGCAGGCUAUGGUGGAGCUGCAGACGGAACAGCUUAUAACCCUCAAAGUCAAAUGAAUUUGAGUUCACUCAAAAAUCAAAUAUCAGAUGUCAAAAAGUCAAACAUAGACAUACAGAAACAAAUAAGUGAAAACGAAAAGAAACUAGAAUAUGACAGACACACAAAGAAACUCAAUGAGUUAAACGUAGAGAAAAAGAAGAAAGAAGAACAACUGAAAGAACUAAGUACAGAGGAAUAUGCGAAAAAAGUGUCAGAAAAAGCAGCAGAAGUAGCAAAAAUGGAACAAGAUGUUAUAAAUUUGAAAAACCAUACUACUCAAUAUAAAGUACUGAAAGAUGAAGAGAUAAAACAAAAAGCCCUGAAGACAUAUAUGGAUAGCGAUGAGUAUAAAAAAGAAGUUGAAGCAAAUGUAAAGGCAGAAAAACUUUUACAGUUGCAAAACCAAACCGUACAGUAUGAAAACUUAGCACAUGAAAGUAAAAAUAACGACGCAGCCAUGCAAAAGGCAAUGAAAAGCGCAGAAUAUAUAAAAGCUAA